Rosa rugosa (rugosa rose) is the source of this 1430-nucleotide messenger RNA. Its product is annotated as tRNase Z TRZ2, chloroplastic. Bases 134 to 1183 code for a protein of 349 amino acids. The transcript is spliced from 8 exons. The record is from RefSeq and is a predicted model, not a curated record. NCBI's taxonomy places the organism in Eukaryota, Viridiplantae, Streptophyta, Magnoliopsida, Rosales, Rosaceae.
CCUCCGAAGUCCGAAAUUAGAUAAGCUCCCAAAAUAUCUCUGAAACUAGAGACUGUGAAAAACCUCCCUAAACCCCUCUCUCUGUUUUGGGUUCCUAUCUCAUGACCUACUCUCCCAAACCCACAACCCCAAAAUGCAAAUCUCUCUGACCACUACACCCUCCAAAGCCCCUCUAAUCUUCCCACUCCACCACCCCAUUGGAAAACCCCACACAACUUCCCUUCAAACCCUCUCCAAUCCUCUCAAUUCCCUCAAAGCCUCCUCGCCUUAUCUAUCUGCAGUGGGCCGGGCUAUCGAGGACGACGAGUACCGGAUAGCCCGGAACCAGGUUCUCCGAAAAGGUGUGGACUUGGAGGGCUACUCCAUUGAGGGCGUCUCCGUUGGGGGUCAUGAGACUUGCAUCAUUAUUCCGGAGUUUAAGUGUGCUUUGGAUAUCGGCAGGUGUCCCUCCAGAGCCAUUCAUCAGAAUUCUCUCUUCAUCACUCAUGCCCAUCUUGACCACAUUGGUGGGCUGCCGAUGUAUGUAGCCAGCCGUGGUUUGUACAACUUAAAGCCUCCGACUGUGUUUGUGCCUCCUUGUAUUAAAGAGGAUGUCGAGAAGCUGAUGGACAUUCACAGGAGCAUGGGACAUGUGGAGCUGGAACUUGAAUUGGUUGCAUUGGAUGUGGGUGAAACAUAUGAGCUGCGGAAUAACCUUGUUGUCCGGCCAUUUAGGACUCAGCAUGCCAUACCAAGCCAGGGUUAUGUUAUUUACUCGGUUAGAAAAAAACUGAAGAAGCAGUACAUGCAUCUGAAAGGGAAACAGAUUGAGAAAUUGAAAAAGUCUGGUACUGAGAUUACAGACACUAUAUUGUCACCAGAGGUGGCCUUCACAGGGGAUACAACAUCGGAGUAUAUGCUGGAUCCACGUAAUGCUGAUGCCUUGAGGGCAAAGAUUCUCAUAACUGAGGCAACUUUUCUGGAUGAAGGAUUCAGUAUUGAGGAUGCACGACAACAUGGUCAUACGCAUAUAAAUGAGAUCAUUGAAAAUGCUCAGUGGAUUAGAAAUAAGGCAAUUUUGUUGACCCAUUUCUCCUCCCGCUACCAUUUAGAGGACAUUCGUCAAGCUGUAUCAAGGUUGCAGUCUAAGGUGUCAGCGAAAGUGGUCCCUCUUACAGAAGGUUUCAAAUCCAUGCACACUUAGAAUAUAAGAUAUUUGGGGGCCGAUUUGGUGCUACGUUGGCUUAAAUGUGUAUAAAGAUAGAGAUGAAAAUAGAGAUGUGAUCAAUUGGGCAGUGGAUCAAUUGUAGGCUGUUGUUAGAUUUAGCAUUGCAGAAACAAAUGCAAGAUUAAGAAUUCACGUCUUUGAAAUUGGAAGAUAUUCAGAGUUGGACACAAACUCUAUUUUGUACUUUAUGAAAAUGAAUACAACCAUUUAUUUCCAACUUUCA